UGAGUCGUUCGGGGUGGGGGGAGGAGGCGGCUCCCCCCCCACCUCCGCUUGUCGGGACUGCAUAGCAAUGGACGAGGCGGCGGCGGCAACAACAACAACGGCAGUAGCCGCCGAGAGGCCAAAACAACAGCAGCAGCAGCACGGAGACGCGGACGACAUGAUCGUGUUGGACGGAAUCGUUGAGGAAGGAGUGCCCCUAAACUCGCCGUGGACCUUCUGGCUGGACAGGUCUGUUCGUGGGAUAACGGUAACUGAAUAUGAAUCCAAUCUGAAGAAAAUAUACACAGUUCGCUCGGUGGAGGGUUUUUGGAGCGUGUACAACAACAUCCCUUCCGUGGAGUCACUGCCUGUUCGCUGCACAUACCACCUGAUGCGCGGGGAGCGCCAGCCCCUUUGGGAAGAUCCCAGUAAUUGUGGAGGAGGCAUUUGGAAGAUGAAAUGUACCAAAGAGCAGACGAUCACUGUGUGGAAGGAACUGUUGCUGGCGACGAUCGGGGAGCAGUUUUCCGACAGUUGCGAAAAGGAUGACGAAGUGGUCGGAGUGAGCGUGAGUAUCCGCGAGCGAGAAGACGUCAUACAAGUGUGGAACAAGAACGCCCGCUUGGCCGACAGAGCUGCGGUUCUGCCCAAGCUCUUUUCCCUACUGCCGUCUGUCGGAUUCAAGGGCGUCUUUUACAAAGAACACGAAGAGCACGAUGCGUUUGAGCGAGGACGGACACAAAGGCACCAUGGUGGUGGUAGCGGCGGUGGGGGUGGCUUUUACAGGAAUCACGAGUGAGAUGGGUGCCUCGCACACAUAGGAAGAAGAAUCGUGGUGGUUGUUUUCAACCGCGUAUGUUUAGCUCUGCCGUCCACAGAUGCAUUAUCUCUCUCUCUAGCGCGCGGACGCAGCAGGCUCGGGGUGACUGUCCCGUGUGACAUAACUGCACAUUAUGGAGGCGCGUGGGAUGCUGCUUUGUUUUUAAAAAAUUUGUACUGUCAAGCAAAAAAAAAACAACCAUUGACCACUAAAAUUUAACCCGAGUGUCACUUUUCGUAGGAUGUUAUUUUGGGAAGCAAUUGGCACUUUUGUAAAAAUAAAUCAAAUUAAGUGGGGUAGUACUGAUGAGAGCGUGGUACAGAUUAAUACGAGUUGGACGUGUACCUACGCAAACCCAUUGCCACUUUUUGGAUUCACGUCAUGCGCAGAUGCGCGUUUGGUUCACCUUCAGCCGAGGCAAGAUGGUGCACGUAAACAAAUGUGGGCCAAAGAGGAAGAAGGAUUUUUUUUGCACAUUUUCGUCAAAGUUUUCCAUACAAAAAAAACCCGGAUUGUUUUACUGAGCCGGGAUGUUGUUUCACUUUGACAGUUUUUCGAAUGCGUUAGGUAGUGUGGAAAAAAAAAAGUUAUAUUUUCCUUUAGGGGGCAUUUGUUUGUAUGUCUUUGUUGAAUGCAGCGCAACAAACACGUAUGGAUGUUUUUUUUGUCGAUGAGUUUUCAACUUUGUCGUUUGGUGAUCUAUCAUAAAAAGUGAAGUGCAAAGCCUAGAGAGGUCACUGCUUGAAAUGGUGCUAGCAUUGGACAGAUAAUUUGUCAUAUUACUUAAAACAGUAUUAGCGAUCAUAACUUUUCAUGUCAGUUGACAUAACUCACCUCUCAAAACAUCACGCGUGUUUUUUUAUGAACAUUAUUUGCCGGACUUCUUUAACCUGAUAAUCUGGUCAAUAUGCUUAUUUGUGGCUCUACCAUUUCAUUUUGUGUUUGUCAGAGUAAGGCUUUACAGACUGGUCAUUUGUACAGCCAAGAGUGAGUUUGUAGUGGUAAUCAAAGACGGACAAAGCUCUGGACAGAAGGAUUUAAGCUUUUGGACGGAAACAUUCUGCACUUGGACUGAAGGUGGAUCUGUAAAUGCUACGUGCAUCUGCUAAAUCAACAACUUUUUCAGUGAUGGUGAUUUCUCCUCUAGUAAUAGCACUUUGCAUUUUUAAAUAAUGUUUUGGUGUAACUUUAAAGGUUAAACACACACUUUACCACUACCAUGGUGCAUAUUAAUUUGAAUCUUGCAUUAGUUCAUAAUAUAGGGGAAUGGAGUUUACUUUCAACAGCAUGCAAGACAUGUGGAAGUGGAUCAGUAUGAUGAUGUUGAUUCCAUAAAGCCGGGUUUCAAUUAAAUGGAUUUAGCAUUUUAAACAAAUAUUGCUCUUUCUAUUAAAAAAAAGAAAAAAAGAUUUCAGCUAUGCAUGGAACAUGGGUUAAAAUUGCUCUCUGAAAGUGAGCCUCCUUGUGUAUUUUGUACAUAACUUUGUGUAAAGUUGUAAUCCACGCUGGCAGUUUGUGUUCACGAGCAAAGGUUUGUGCGGCGGAAGUCAGGUCUGUCACGGCGUGGGAUGGCACUGAGCAUCGCUCCACUGGAGUGCCGUCGCAGUGCCUGCUGCUGCUGCUGCUGCAUCAAAAGCAACGGAGUCGCAAGGCCACGACUGGCAGAGCGCAAAAGAUCAGCACGUGCCCCCAUCAUCGGCAGCCUACCCACGCCGGUGCACAGCGCCGGUUGUUGGGCACGACGUGGGUGGUGGCGUAGCUACCGAGUGUGCAGGCGGUACAAUUGCGCUGGGGCCCACGGGCCAGAGGGACCCGGGUGCUUGGUAAUAUGGAGAAGGCGGUGGGCUGGGGAGGGGGGGGGUCCCCAUUUUAUUCUUUGCACCAGGGCCCAUGUAAGCUACGCUAUGCCACUGACCACGAGCUGCACCACCAAACGCGUGUGGGAGAGUGCCAGCGGACUGUGAAUCUCCCACCGGCGUGUGGAGUGGGUGACUACGUUUGCUGUCCAGCAGUGCAGGCAUUGUACUGCAACCAUGAGCAGCAAGGGACAGUCUCCUCUCUACCGUAGAUGCACAGCGGUGGCGUAGUUAUUGAGUGCGCAGGCUGUGCAACUGCCCCGGGCCCCCCACAGUCCAGAGGGGUCCAGGAGCCAGAGUCAUUCUACGGAUAGGGGUGGGAUAUUGGUCACGGGGCCCUAUUUCAUGUCUUACACCAGGGCCCGUGCUAGCUAAGCCGCUGCACAGUCGCCUGCCUCUCACAAAAAUGGCACUCCUGUUUACGUACGAAUGCAACUUCGCGUCCCGUCUCGGCAUUCCGCCUCCCGAGUUGUGAAAGCUCCAAAGGACCCAUGUACUGCCUCACCGACACCCUCGCUGCCUUAACGCUCGCCAGGGCAAAUGACCGCUUUAAGAAGCCGUCAAAAAUCCCAGGCGAAAGAUGAAUACCAUUUUGGCCACAUUGUGAUGUGCAUAUCUACUCUUGGGUUUUCACUUUUUUCGAGGGACUGUGUGAACAUUUACAUGAUAUAAAUUUUAAGUGAAUACAUAGAUUAAUGAGAAGCUUAUUGGUUGUCGAUGUUUUCUGAAGCCUGUGGUAUCGAAAUGGUCAACCGGGUAGCAUUCUUACUCGUGUGCUUCAUAUUCAGCAGUCGCGGAAUCCGACGUUCAUCAGAAUCGAGCAUAUCUGCAAGUAAAUAAUAUGGCUCGGCCAAUUUGUUUUCUCAGCCAUUGACUACUUGUUUCGUAUAUUUGAGGUGUUUAUGGAUGACUUGUCACGAGUUUUUACCUGUGUCACUAGCUUCGCUGUGUGUGUGUUCCUAUUGAGUGCAGGGAAUCUGAUCUGAGCAUAAAUCAUGCUGCCAAGAUGGGGGGAGUUGUCUUGCCGGCACUGAUGCUUCCUUGCCGUGUGAAUGAUGAUACAUGCAACAUAUAGUCUGUAAACUGUGGUAGCAACUGCAGCAUUUAUUUUCUGACAUUGACAGUUUUUGUGGCCUUCAGUAAAGAGUGGGGAAGGAUUACAAUGAUAUCACCUACUGUACUGAACUCAUGCAGGGUUACACCAUCCAUAGAGUUGGCACUGCGACUUUUUACAACUGAAUAAAGGUAUGUUACAAUGCAAAAAGGCA
Molecule: messenger RNA, 3923 nt
Organism: Petromyzon marinus (sea lamprey)
Lineage: Eukaryota; Metazoa; Chordata; Hyperoartia; Petromyzontiformes; Petromyzontidae
Gene: EIF4E3
Product: eukaryotic translation initiation factor 4E family member 3
Biological process (GO): translational initiation
Cellular component (GO): eukaryotic translation initiation factor 4F complex
Molecular function (GO): RNA 7-methylguanosine cap binding; translation initiation factor activity
Source: RefSeq, a predicted model, not a curated record